AUGAACGAUGACGACAAUAAUUCUAGAAUGUCCAUUGUUUCAAAUGAUUCUGAAACAGAAAUGGCAUCUACGAAUUUUGGAAUAAAUAGUUCAUUUGCAGCAUCCAUUGAGAAAACAAGUUUGGAAGAAGAAUAUAAUAAACGAGCAUAUUUAGAUGGUACAUGGUUUACUCCUGAUUUAUCUAAAUCGUCCUCUACUGGGAAAGUUUACGGCAUAUGUCAGCUGUGUAAAGUAGAAUUUAACAAACAUUCUGUCAUAUGUGGAAGUUUAAACUCCUCACCUAAUUUUAAAACUCAUUUGAAGUACAGUAAAAUUCCUUAUGGGGACAGUCAACGUGCUAAAAAUCUAACAAAUAAAUGCUUUUUAUACUGUUUUCAGGGAGUACAUAGUCAAAAAUUGACGGAAUUUGAGAAUUACUGUUUAACUAAAAGGCAACGUCUUCACAAUUCUCAGGAUAAUAAACCUCGAAGAACCUAUUGUGAUUUUUCUCAAAAAGAAUUCGAAGACAAUGUUACAAACUUUAUUUUAGAUAGUUUUGUGCCAUAUAAUACAGUAGAUUUACCAGCAUUCCGGAAAAUUUUUGAUGAUAUGAAUAUUCGUAAAAAUGGCAAACAACUACACCAUUUAUCUGCUCGCACAUUAUUGCGUAGAAUUGAGGAAUCAUAUAAUAAUAAAAUGAAAAGUAUAAAACAUGAAAUUUUAAACACCAAACAUGUAUGCACGACAGCAGAUAUCUGGAGUAGCCACAGUCGUCGAUUCAUUGGUGUGACUGUUCAUUGGAUUGAUGCACAGUCUGUCAAAAGAAUUUCAUAUGCCAUUGCCUGCAAACGAUUUUCCGGAAGCCACACACAUGACAGAAUUGCCAAUAUUUUGAAUGAAAUUCAUUCAAACUAUGAAAUUACUAGUGAGAAGUUGAUAGCCACUGUAACGGAUAAUGGUUCCAAUUUCGUCAAAGCUUUCCAAAAUUUUGGAGUUCAUUUAGAUGAUUCUUUGUUUUAUGAAGGUGAGUCAAUUAAGAAUUUUUGUAUAUACACUUACAUGCAAACAAUAAAGACAUUGAUAGAUAGAUAUAGUAAUAGAAUUUUAAAAAAGGGUUAUGAGAGGAUAAACUUUUUGCGUUUUAUAAUAUUACGCUCAAAAAUGGUCAAAAGGCUCGAAGUGAAGCCAAAACGUUCGUUAUUUAUGAAGAUUUAAGAUUGGUAUUAAAAAAUAUUGUGUGCACCAAAUUUUGUAUCUCCUUUUUGUAUAAUCCUUUUAUUAGUCAAUUCUAUUGUUAUUUGAUAUUAGAAAGUCUAAGUCUAAGUCUAAACCUUUUAGUUUUUGUAUUUUUGUUUAAUUUUAAACAUAUAUUGAAAAUUCUAAGUCAUCAAAAUUCGAAAGCAACUUUGUGUGAAAAUUUACUUUUUACAGAAACCUCCGUAAAAAUUUGAAAUUUUAACAACUUACAAAAAAUUCAAAAAUCUUCCGUCCUAUAAUUUCCAAAGUUUUUCAAUAGUGUACAGCCCCUAUAUUACGUCUACCGACAACUAUCGAUGCUCGGAUUUUAUAUCUACAAAAAGCUGCGCAACAAUAGUUAACGACAUCAAUAAUUAUCGAUAAAUGAUUACGGAAUAUGUUUUAGACUACAUCGAAGUAUAUGGAGAACAAGAUCAAAAUGAACAUCAGUCUAUGGAAGCAGUGUCUUUUGAAAGAAUUGUUUCUCCGUUAUUACCUCCUCAUCAAAGAUGUGCUAGCCACACUCUGCAUUUAGUUGCAACAACUGAUAUCUUAAAUGGUAUCAAUUCACUGGAAAAUAUUAAAUUGUUGUACAAUGAUAUAAUCAAGAAAUGCACGAGUUUAUGGAACUUGAUAAGAUCUCCAAAAAAAUAUGAGAGAGUGGUCGAAACUUUGGGAGAAGCCUUAAAACGACCCGUUGCUACGCGAUGAAAUUCGUUGUUCGACUGUUUUAAACAACUUAUAAAAUUGAAAGACAAACUUUUGAUCUUAUAUUGUCAAUUGGAUAUUGUAGAUCCUUUAACAACGAGCGAUUUUAUGUAAUAUACACAAUUUGGAAUACAUGCUAAGUAAAACUUUCAACUGAUUUGUUAAUAUGUUAUUAAUUCUACAGAUUUAUAGAGGAGUAUGUCAAAUGCACUGAGCCAAUUGCAGAAGCACUUGAUAUUCUUCAGGGUGACGUUGACGUUAGCUAUGGUUACUUGCUACCAACAAUUAUUUCUGCUAAAAAUAAAUUGCAGAAAAUAAUCAAUGCAGAUCUAAUUUAUUGUACAGCAUUGGUUAAUCUAUUAAUAACGAGUUUGGAAAAAAGGUAAAAAAAUUUAUUUCUACAAUAAAUU
Messenger RNA from Ooceraea biroi (clonal raider ant), 2333 nucleotides. RefSeq lists its product as uncharacterized. Lineage: Eukaryota; Metazoa; Arthropoda; Insecta; Hymenoptera; Formicidae. The record is from RefSeq and is a predicted model, not a curated record.